CUGUUUGCUGCAUGUUUCAUUGCUAUCUCCCCUGGUUACACUAGUAGAUCAGUGGCUGGCUCUUACGAUAAUGAAGGGAUUGCUAUCUUUGCACUUCAGGUUUGUCGUCGAUAUUCUUCUCGUCUUUUCGUAGCGUACACAACUUUCUAUUGUUUGGCCACCAUUCUUUCUAUGCAGAUUCCAUUUGUUGGCUUCCAGCCUGUGCGCACAUCUGAGCAUAUGCCAGCUUUUGGAGUAUUUGGUCUGCUUCAGAUUGUUGCUGCCAUGCAAUAUGCUCGCCCUCGUAUCUCGCGUCAACAGUUUAUGACUCUAUUUGUCGGAGGCCUCACAGCAGUCGGAAUUCUUGCUGUUAUUGUCUACUUUGCACUAGUUUGGGGAGGAUAUGUUGCUCCUUUCUCUGGUCGUUUCUAUUCCCUAUGGGAUACUGGGUACGCGAAGAUCCAUAUUCCCAUCAUUGCUUCUGUGUCCGAGCAUCAGCCAACAACUUGGGUCUCGUUCUUUUUUGAUCUUCAUAUCACAGCAGCAGUAUUCCCCGUUGGACUGUGGUACUGUGUGAAGAACGUGAAUGAUGAACGAGUAUUCAUCAUACUGUACGCUGUCUCUGCUGUUUAUUUCGCGGGAGUGAUGGUUCGACUGAUGUUGACACUUACACCAGCUGUAUGCGUUCUUUCUGGGAUUGCGUUUUCCUUUACCUUCGAGAAGUGUGUUUAUCCUCAUUGUUCAAUUCAGAGAAAUUGAGU
Strongylus vulgaris is the source of this 740-nucleotide messenger RNA. Lineage: Eukaryota; Metazoa; Nematoda; Chromadorea; Rhabditida; Strongylidae. The record is from the annotation of a GenBank genome assembly.